Parnassius mnemosyne (clouded apollo) is the source of this 1617-nucleotide messenger RNA. Lineage: Eukaryota; Metazoa; Arthropoda; Insecta; Lepidoptera; Papilionidae. The record is from the annotation of a GenBank genome assembly.
AUGAUGAACUUGGGUCGUAUUCGGAUGCCCCCUUUGAAAAAUGUGCUGGACGUAGCCAUGCAAACCGUCAGACAACAAAUUCCUGAUAAAACAGGGCAAUCAUCAUCGCGUCCACCACAAAAUGUGAGAUUCGCGAACCUCGACAUGGGAGAAAGUUGCGAGCUAUCUACAAUGAACGAAACUACGUCACCAACAUACCAGUCUACCAAUCCUACCAAUCCAUUCUUGAGUGGCCAGCUACAGGCUGAGGAUUCCUUCACCAGCUACCAAAAUACUUAUCCCCAGCAAGAUGGUGCUCCACGAACACAGAGCAUGCAAAGUGUUGAUUUUUACGCUUCAUCUGAAGAGGGAGGUUUUGAAGAGGGUGGGGGAAAACCAGGUGCCAAAAUUAACGAAUAUCAAGCCGCCUGGAACGUCACCAAUGCUAUUCAGGGUAUGUUCGUGGUGUCGCUUCCUUUUGCUGUACUUCAAGGAGGUUACUGGGCUAUCGCUGCAAUGAUUGGUAUUGCACAUAUCUGCUGCUACACUGGAAAGAUCUUGGUAGAAUGUCUCUAUGAAGAUGACCCCGUGACAGGGCAACGUGUCAGAGUUCGUGAUUCUUACGUCUCUAUCGCUAAAGAAUGUUUUGGUAGAAAGUACGGAGCUAGAAUUGUUAACAUGGCUCAAAUUAUCGAACUACUCAUGACUUGCAUUCUAUACGUUGUUGUCUGUGGCGAUCUUAUGAUAGGUACGUUUCCUGAUGGUUCCAUCGACACUCGCUCCUGGAUGAUGUUGACUGGUAUCUUUCUUCUUCCACUUGGCUUCCUCAAAUCUCUAAAAAGCGUCAGCAUGUUAUCGUUUUGGUGUACCAUGAGUCAUUUGAUCAUAAACGCCAUUGUACUCGGCUAUUGCAUUCUUUAUAUUGGGGAUUGGGGUUGGUCGAAAGUGAAAUGGAGUUUGGAUUUCGAGAAUUUUCCUAUCAGUUUAGGUGUCAUUGUUUUCUCUUACACGUCUCAAAUAUUUUUGCCUACCUUAGAAGGCAACAUGGAGGAUCGAUCCAAAUUUGAAUGGAUGUUAAACUGGUCGCAUAUAGCAGCUGCUGCUUUUAAAUCUAUUUUUGGAUAUUUAUGCUUUUUGACUUUUCAAAACGAUACCCAGCAAGUAAUAACAAACAAUCUUCACUCGGCUGGAUUCAAGGGACUGGUUAACUUCUUUCUUGUAACUAAGGCUGUACUUAGUUACCCCCUACCAUAUUAUGCUGCAUGUGAUUUGCUCGAGCGUGCACUAUUCCGGGGAAAGCCUAAAACUCUUUUUCCACCUAUUUAUGCUUUGGAUGGUGAGUUGAAAGUCUGGGGCCUAGCUUGGCGUUUGGGCGUUAUUAUGUUUACUGUACUGAUGGCGAUUUUCAUUCCCCAUUUUGCCAUACUAAUGGGAUUUAUCGGUAGUUUUACGGGGACAAUGCUGAGUUUCAUUUGGCCCGCAUAUUUCCAUCUAAGACUUAAAGGCAAUCAACUUGAAAGUACUACGAUUGCGUAUGACUAUUUUAUAAUUGGUUUAGGAGUGUUGUUUGGUAUAAUUGGAAUGUACGAUUCAGGUUCGGCUCUUGUAAAAGCGUUCAAGAUAGGUUUGCCGUUUUAA